AUGCUCAACAUAAGUAUUACCAUGUGUUAUCGCUUCUUAGCUGAUUGUAAUCGUGAAUCAUGGUGUUUAUGUCUCGACUGGCGGCAAAUAUGUAAUGGCAAAGUCGAUUGUAUGAAUGGCGAAGACGAACAAUGGUGUGGAAUAUUAGAGAUGACAACAUGUGCUGAUGAUGAAUAUCGAUGUCAUUAUGAUGGUCAAUGUAUUCCAAUGGCAUAUGCACGAGACGGCACUGUUAGUAUUGACUGCCUCGAUGGUAGUGAAGAGGUAGAAAGCUACUACAAAUAUAUAUCUUUGAAAAAUUAUUUUUGUGGUUCGCGCAUCGUAUUUCGAUGUGACGAGCGUAUUGAUCGAUAUGCUCUUGCUUUUCCAUGUGGUAAUAGUGAAUUUUUUCCAACGGCUAUGAUUCCAGUUAAUAUAAAUGGUUGUUCGAACAAACAAAAUAGAGAAGUGGCUUUAACCAUGUUUACUUCGUUCCAUCACAUUAAAGAUAGUAAAUGCCAACAAGCAUUUCGUUGUUCCCUACUGUCAAAUCGGAGUUAUAUAUCAAAUGCAGCAUUUUUACAUGUUGAAUAUGAAUUCUUUCAGCUCUAUCAUGUAUGUUCAACUACCGGCAAUGAAAUGUCAUGUGCAAAUUCAUCUUAUUUUCAUUGUAAUACAUCUUUAAGAUGCAUUUCAUAUAAUCGUGUUGGUGAUGGAUUCAGAGAUUGUUUAUAUAAUGAAGACGAAUCAUUUUCUGCAUGCCAUCUGAAUGACUCAAAUCGAUUUAUGUGUCCAUCAGAUCCAACCAAGUGCUUGUCGCUUGUAGCGAUUGGGGAUGGAAUUAACAAUUGUCCAAAAGGAGAAGAUGAGACAGAAAACAAUAUAUAUGGCAUCCAGCGACCAAUACCAUUUUCAUCUAUAUGUGACAUAACUCCAUACAUUGAAGCAACAGAUGGGAACGAAACUGAUGAAACAAACUGUGAAUGGUGGCCAUAUGAUACUGCAUACUCACAUUGUGAUGCAUUAUGGGAUUGUCAUAAUGGCAUCGAUGAACUUAAUUGUCCCGAUACGAAUUGCUCAUUGAAUGAAUUUCAAUGUAAAAGCGAAUAUUUGAAUCUAACUUAUUGUUUACCAUUAGUGCACAUGUUUCAUAAGCGCAAAGAUGAUUGUACCGAUAAUAAUGUAGUUAUUCAAGAACUUUAUUUCGACAAUAGAACAAGUGACAUUAGCAAAUAUUUUUACUCAUUUAACAAAUCCAAAUGUAUUACUGAAGACAACAUUUGUAAUCAUCAUUCAGAAAGAGCAAAUGUACAAAAAGACAUAUGUCUUAAAAGUCAUAUACGCACCAUACUGGUCGAUUAUGAGAGUCAAAUCUAUCAAGUUGAUAAUCGUAAUACAUACUUAUGCAGUCUUCAACCUAACACGGGGAUGCUCUCUGCUUUCAACGAUCGCUUCUUGAGUCCUUUACGACUUAGCUAUUAUCCAUCAAUAACAUCUACAACUUCUAAUCAAAACUUUUUCAAAAAAUCUACACACAAAAAUGAUAUAUCUCAGAUGGAUGCUGCACUUGCUUGGUAUUGUCAUUAUGGUGCUCUCACAUUAUUCAAGGGUAUUAAUAAAACAAAAGCAUGUCUCUGUCCACAAAAUUAUUUUGGUUCCCAAUGUCAAUGGCAGAGUCAACGUGUUUGUUUGACUUUACAGUUUAGAAAACAAAGUAAGGCAUGGCAAAAAAGUUCGCGUCAUUUUUCCUAUCGAUGUAUUUUUCCAACUGUUUGA
Rotaria sp. Silwood2 is the source of this 1755-nucleotide messenger RNA. The record is from the annotation of a GenBank genome assembly. NCBI's taxonomy places the organism in Eukaryota, Metazoa, Rotifera, Eurotatoria, Philodinida, Philodinidae.